AUGGGGCCAUCGAUUGGAUGCGCUGCGUUCCGGCAGCUCGACGGCAUGGUAUUCGAAUGCACACUUGUGGACAUUGCGUACGACUGUGACGAGAAGCCCAUUGUGUGGACCAUUCAAUACAAGGAUGACAACAAUAUAGAGCGACUGACGGACUUGACCGAGCUCAACUUCGACGUUGAGGGCGCUCUCGAGACGCAAAUGCAUCACAAGCUAUUCCUUGACAUGUUUUCAAGGUUCUUGCCGUACUUGACGCCUUGGGAAUAUCUGACAAAAUGCGGCUUGCUUUGCAAGUCCUGUCGAAGGUCGACCAUGUGUGCAGAAUUGUGGUUUCACAUGACAUUGUCCCAUGCGCCACCAACUGGUCGACUUGAUCGCUUUCUCAACUCAGUACUCAGUCGGCUGGUACACCACGAUGUAUUGGACCAAAUUCCCGUCAAGUCGAUCAUGAAGACGUUGGUGCUAGACGGCUUACCCGUGACCGACCGGGAUCUAUGGGGGAUUCUGCGGCAGACACCCGCCUUGACCAAAAUCAGUCUCGUCGGGUGCCCCAACGUCACCUUCCACUUGUUUCCUAUCUGCCAAAGCCUUCAAUCCACUCUAUGUUUGGAGCAAGUGGAUUUGUACCUAACAUUCGUGCAGCAUGCCAGCAUGAUGACCGUCCACAACAAAUUCCAAAAGGUCGUGGCCUUCACACCCUCUGGCCUCGUUCCCCUCUCGCACGAGAUCACCCGUGCCAUGAUCACACAGUACACAGUCGACAGCUGGUCCAACCGCAUUCGAUUCCUCGACAAAGACCAACUGGUCGAGGACCACCCAACGAUGUGCCCUGAAGAGCUCGGUGCAUGGCCGUUCAGCAGCUUGCCCGUGUUUGAAUCACACACGUUGUCGUUUAGUGGCUCGGCUUACUUGACACCCCUUGCCUCCUCUCCAGCAGCAUAUACGUUCAAGUCAUUUGCUCAUGCGAGUCGCUUCGUCUAUGAGUUGUACCACCCGUCAUGCCUGGCGACCAAACUUCGCAGCAUGACCAUGUCCGUAACCAAGAGCAUCCUACCACGACCUAAGCCCAUCGACCCACUUGAUGUCCAAGCCCAGCAAGUGUUAGCGUCCUUACAUGCAUGGAAAGUGUCCUUGCAAGACCAAGUGGACGAGCUCACCGUGGCUGUGGAUCGCGCCAAGCAUGAGCAACACGUCGCCCUCGCAGACUACAACCACGCCGAGCGCCAACGUCAAGAAGUUGAAAAGGCUGCGAAUCGAGCGGUCUUGGCGCUGUCGUUGGGUCAACCGAGUGUGGACCCUCCCACGAACCAUCGUCCGACCAACAAGCCUGGCGACCUGAAUUUACCGCCGCUGCCGUCACCAGAUGCCAUUGCAGCCCUCGGCGCGACGCUGGAAAUGAACCAGUUCGCAGUGCUCGAUGCGUUCUUGGGCCAUGCGAUGGCAUUCGCGCUCUUCGAAACCCUCGACAACCUGCACACCUACGGCGGCCCGUAUUCGUUUGAAAGGGGGGUGCUCGCGGGCGGAAAAACCGGGCGGAAUCUGCGGUACCAAAAGCCGUCCGUCCGGGGCGACGACGUGCUGUGGCUGGACGGGACCGAGCCCGAGUGCCCCCCGAUCGUGUCGCAGACAUUGCGGCAACUAGAUCGGUUGAUCAUCGAGCGAUUGGCGACCGACGAGCUGACAGCAUGUGCGUUGAUGCGGAAGAAAGCCAUGCUGACAUGUUACCCCGGCGACGGAGCAUCGUACGUCAAGCACUGCGACAACCCCAACGGAAAUGGACGAAAGGUCACUGCGAUCUUGUAUUUGAAUCCGUCAUGGGAGCUACCCCACGGCGGCGAGCUCGUCCUCUACCACGGCGACGACGCUCAUGUCGUGACUCCGCUGUUGGACCGCCUGCUCUUGUUCUAUUCGGACGGUCGCAACCCGCACGAAGUUCGACCGACCACUGUGAAGAGAUAUGCUCUCACGGUGUGGUACAUGGACUGGGAUGAGUACAUGUCGGCGCAGGUCUUUGGCAGCGACGACGACGGCCUCGAACGCGCCAAGAUUGAGCGCGAGAUGGAGAAAUUUCACGCAGGUUGA
Messenger RNA from Aphanomyces invadans, 2079 nucleotides. RefSeq lists its product as hypothetical. The record is from RefSeq and is a predicted model, not a curated record. Gene Ontology annotation, molecular function: peptidyl-proline 4-dioxygenase activity; L-ascorbic acid binding; ferrous iron binding. The transcript is spliced from 5 exons. Lineage: Eukaryota; Oomycota; Saprolegniomycetes; Saprolegniales; Verrucalvaceae. Gene Ontology annotation, cellular component: nucleus; cytoplasm. Gene Ontology annotation, biological process: peptidyl-proline hydroxylation to 4-hydroxy-L-proline; cellular response to hypoxia. The coding region runs from base 1 to 2079 and encodes 692 amino acids.